UCGAGUGCAGGCUGAGGGCAACGCUGAUGCAUAUGACGAGGAGCAGCCUACACAUCUAACCAAUGAUGCCGCAGCUACACGAUGCGCGCUUGGGGCGACAGCUGAGCAGCGCACCCGAAUAUAGCUACAGCAGCAGCAGCAGUAGCAGUGCCAGUGAAGUGGACAGUGAAGAUGAUGAAGAUACCAGUGAAUACUACGAUAGCGAUGAGGAGGAGGAGGAGACAAGCAGCGACAGCAGCAAUGACUCGUCGCUGCCACGACUGCUCUCGCCUUCAACCUUUCAUCGCAUCUCUGAGACGCUGGGCGCACUCAACCAUGUGGGACAUAUGCUAGUGGAUAUGACUCGCGGCGGGCAAGACAGCAAAACUGAAAAUUCUACUAGCAGCAGCAAUGAGUCUGUCUCCACUACAACUGAGUCCAGCUCUACAAGCAGCAGCAGCAGCUCCGCUUUGCUGGCCAAGUCUGAGCCGCUGCCCGGCAUCUCUGGCAAGAUUUUGGAUACUACUGCCACACUAUCUGCCAAUAGUUUAUUGCCAGCAGGCAAGCCUGCAAAUCUAAGCGCCGUACUUGUAGCCAACAAGCGUGUGGACCAGGAACAGCAGUCGCCCAUGUUCGUGCAGACCAAGGAUGCCAAGCAGCCGCAGCAGCAGCAGAAGAGGAAGCGCAAGAAGAACAAGAACAAACAGAAGCUAAAGAAGCCCAAUGAGGAGCCAACGCAAGCUACAUCACAGUCGCUUGAGAAGAUUAAAAUACCCACAACGCCACGCACCACGCUAAGCACCGCUGGCACCACCAGCAUCAGCACUUUGCGUCCACUUGAUCAGCUGGCUGUAGCUAGCGAAGAUGCCGCCACUGGCAAGGAGGUGGAAAAUCAUUGCAAGACGCCCAGUGGACGUCCAGGACGCUGCGAGGAUCUCAGCAGCUGUCCCGCGCUGCUGCUCAACUUGAGCAGUUUGCGUGAAUCGCUUUGCUUCAAGAGUCUCUUUGUGCCUGGAGUUUGCUGUCCGCUGUCUGCUGCCGAAAGCUCCACUACGCUAACUACACAACGUCCACUGAAGCUAACAGCACGCCCUAUAACCAGCAGUAGCACUGCCAGGCCAGCUAGCACCACCAGACGCACUACUGCGCGUCCCACUGUGCGACCCACAGCUAGACCCAGCAAGCCCACUAACAGUUUGGUGCUGAUACCGCAGCUCAAGCCCUCGACUACGACAACAAGCACAACGACUGAGGUGCCACUGGAACCCGAUGAGCUGGAGGAUAUAGCCAACAAUAUUGUCGAUCCGGAUGAGUGUGGUCAGCAGGAGUACUCAACGGGUCGCAUUGUGGGCGGCGUUGAAGCGCCCAACGGUCAAUGGCCCUGGAUGGCGGCAAUUUUCCUGCACGGCCCCAAGCGCACAGAGUUCUGGUGCGGUGGCUCGCUCAUUGGCUCCAAGUAUAUUCUGACAGCGGCGCAUUGCACGCGUGACUCCAGACAGAAGCCUUUUGCUGCCAGACAGUUUACGGUGCGUUUGGGUGACAUUGAUUUGUCCACGGAUGCGGAGCCAUCUGAUCCGGUUACGUUUGCCGUCAAGGAAGUGCGCACACAUGAGCGUUUCUCGCGCAUUGGCUUCUAUAAUGACAUUGCCAUUCUGGUGCUGGACAAGCCUGUGCGCAAAUCCAAGUAUGUGAUACCUGUCUGCCUGCCCAGAGCUGGUCGCAUGCCGCCCAAGGAUCGCUUGCCUGGGCGUCGUGCUACUGUUGUCGGCUGGGGCACCACCUAUUAUGGCGGCAAGGAGUCCACCAGCCAGCGACAGGCGGAGCUGCCCAUUUGGCGCAAUGAGGACUGUGAUCGCAGCUAUUUCCAGCCCAUCAACGAGAACUUUGUCUGCGCUGGCUACUCGGACGGCGGCGUUGAUGCCUGCCAGGGCGACUCUGGUGGACCGCUGAUGAUGCGCUAUGACUCGCAUUGGGUGCAGCUGGGCGUUGUUUCCUUUGGCAACAAAUGCGGCGAGCCUGGCUAUCCCGGCGUCUAUACUCGCGUCACAGAGUAUCUCGACUGGAUUCGGGAUCAUACGCGGGAUUGAGCAAAUCUUAGUUAGUAGCUGUAGCUAGUUUUAUGUUCGCGCUAGUCUAUAUGUACGUUUAAUACUCUGCGUUCCCAGCUCUGUUUCUAUCUCUCUCUCUCUCUCUCUC
Molecule: messenger RNA, 2175 nt
Organism: Drosophila busckii
Lineage: Eukaryota; Metazoa; Arthropoda; Insecta; Diptera; Drosophilidae
Product: serine proteinase stubble
Exons: 5
Coding region: 63-2066 (667 amino acids)
Biological process (GO): proteolysis
Molecular function (GO): serine-type endopeptidase activity
Source: RefSeq, a predicted model, not a curated record